Messenger RNA from Daphnia magna, 1801 nucleotides. RefSeq names its product flocculation protein FLO11. Bases 1 to 1671 code for a protein of 556 amino acids. The transcript has a single exon. The record is from RefSeq and is a predicted model, not a curated record. NCBI's taxonomy places the organism in Eukaryota, Metazoa, Arthropoda, Branchiopoda, Diplostraca, Daphniidae.
AUGACAACUGAAACUGAUCAGACAAGCCAAUUUAUGAGUUCUUCGACAAUUGAUGAAUUUUCAACAACUGUGGAACCAGUUUCAGAAAUUGUAACAUUCACCGGAUCAUCUAGUUCCCAAACAGAAAACCCCUCUACUACUCAAGGUUUAACUGAGUCCUCAACUGAUGUGACUUCUACGGUCAUAACGGAAGAACAUUCAGAAGCAAUUGUUACAGAAUCCUCUGAUACCAUUAGCCAAACAACUGACUCUUUUAUUACACUGACAGAGACUUCUGAGACAACCAGCUCGAUGCCAAGUGUCGUUACUUCCACGUUGUCUGUCGACUUUUCAACGACAAGUAGUUCACAAGAACUCACAUCCGAAUCACCAGUAGCAACGGAGCCAGAACAAACUAGCCAGUUUAUUGAGUCUUCCACAAGCAGCGUUUUUUCAACAACUUUGGAACCUUUUUCAGAAACUGUAGAGUUAACCGAGUCAUCUACUUCCCAAACGGAAAACGUCUCCUCACCAACGGACCAAGAUUCAAGUGAUCCGUCAACUGAAGGGUUUGCCACGGCUACACCGGAAGACGUUUCGGAAGCAACUGUUGCGGAAUCAUCGGAUUCCAGCCAAACAACUGACUUUCUUGUUACACUGACAGAAUCAUCUCAAACGAUCAGCACUGUGCCACAAAGUAGUGCUACUUCCACGUUUCUUCCAGAUGUUUCGACUAGUGGAUCACAGGAAUCCACAUCAGAAUCGCCGGUAACAACGGAGGCAGAACAAACUAGCCAGUUUAUCGAGUCAUCUACGAGCAGCCCCUUUUCAACAACUUUGGAACCAUUUUCAGAGACUGUAGAGUUAACCGAGUCUUCUAGUUCACAAACAGAAAACCCCUCUACCCUUACAGACCAAGAUUCAACUGACCCCCCAACUGAUGGGAUUUCAACGGUUUUGCCAGAAGAAUUUUCUGAGGCAACCGUUGUGGAAUCAUCUGAUCCCAUUACCCAAGCGACAGACUCACUUUUCACAACUGAGGCUUCCCCGAUCAGUUCGUUGCCACCAAGUAGUGAAACUAUGGUUACUUCCACGUUCUCUCCUGAUUUGCCAACUACUAGUAUUUCGCAUGAAUUCACGUCACAAUCGCCAACAAUGACAACUGAAACUGAUCAGACAAGCCAAUUCAUUAGUUCUUCGACAAGUGAUGCAUUUUCAACAACUGUGGAACCAGUUUCAGAAGUUGUAACAUUCACCGGACCAUCUAGUUCCGAAACGGAAUACUCCGCUACUACCCAAGGUUUAACCGAGUCCUCAACUGACGUGACUUCUACGGUCAUAACGGAAGAACAUUCAGAAGCAAUUGUUACAGAAUCCUCUGAUACCAUUAGCCAAACAACUGACUCUCUUAUUACACUGACAGAGACUUCUGAGACAACCAGCUCGAUGCCAAGUAUUAUUACUUCCACGUUGUCUGUCGAAUUUUCAACGACAAGUAGUUCACAAGAACUCACAUCAGAAUCGUCAGGAACAACAGAGGCAGAUCAAACUAGCCAAUUUAUUGAGUCUUCUACCAGUAGCGCCUUUUCAACAACUAUGGAAUCAUUUUCCAGAGUCUACCGAGUCUUCUACUUCCCAAACGGAAAACCUCUCUACGCUAACGGACCAAAAUUCAACCGAUCCGUCAACUGAAGUGUUUUCCACGGCUACACCAGAAGAUGUUUCGGAAGCAACCGUUGCCGAAUCAUCUGAUUCCACUAGCCAAACAACUGAAUUCCUUGUUACACUGACAGAAUCAUUUCAGACGAUCAGCACUAUGCCA